CUCUUUUCUCCCAGACCCCCCUCUCCUUCUCCUUCCACACUUGUUGAUCCACUCAUGAGCUAGCUAGCUAGCUCCAUCGCUCCACCUCGCCGUCCGCUUCUCCUUCCACACUUCGUGUCGUCGGACGGCAUGGACCGGAAGGACAAGUCCCGGAAGUCCUCCUCCUCGGCGGCGUCCAUGGCCGCGCUCGCCGCCGCCGGAGGAGACAGGAUGGCGCCGCCUUCUUCCGGCGAUGAGGACCAGAAGCCGAACCUGGUGAACGUGCCCGUGGUCGCCACCGGCGCCUCGAGCUCCUCUGCUGCCGCGGUGAGGAGGGGCGGCGGCGGCGGUGCUGCUGGUGGGCCCGUCGCGGUGGGCGGGGCCGGCGCGGGCGGGCCCAGCUGCCAGGCCGAGAGGUGCCCCGCCGACCUCACCGAGGCGAAGCGGUACCACCGGAGGCACAAGGUGUGCGAGGCGCACGCCAAGGCCGCCGUCGUGCUCGUCGCCGGCCUCCGCCAGCGCUUCUGCCAGCAAUGCAGCCGGUUCCACGAACUUCUGGAGUUCGACGACACCAAGCGCAGCUGCCGCCGGCGCUUGGCCGGUCACAACGAGCGCCGGAGGAAGAGCUCGGCGGACGCCAAUGGUGGGGAUGGCUGCCGCCACGUGGACCAGGACGGCCGGAGCAACCCGGGGAACCCGCCGCCGCUGAACCACUUCCAGAUCAGAUAAACCUACCUAAGCAUGCUCCCUCUCUUCUGUCAUGCAGCCAUGCUACAUCUAUUUAUGUAUCUAUAUUGGCCUAUCUAUCCAGUGUACUACUAACUGGCAGUAUGUAUGAUCCCCUGUGCUGCUAUAUAUUUUGCACAGGAGGUAUAUGUGCUA
Brachypodium distachyon (stiff brome) is the source of this 861-nucleotide messenger RNA. RefSeq names its product squamosa promoter-binding-like protein 13. The coding region runs from base 130 to 708 and encodes 192 amino acids. Lineage: Eukaryota; Viridiplantae; Streptophyta; Magnoliopsida; Poales; Poaceae. Gene Ontology annotation, molecular function: DNA binding. The transcript is spliced from 2 exons. Gene Ontology annotation, cellular component: nucleus. The record is from RefSeq and is a predicted model, not a curated record.